CACUGGCGCACACUUUCUCACUCUACUUUGGUCAUGCAAACGGCGGCGAUUCGCCCGAAGCGCCGGUCGCUCGUCAUCGCUUUGCAAGCAUCCUUCAAGGCGUUCGGCAAGUUAAAAUCCAUCAUUGCCGCCGAGCUCAAGCACCUCGCCAAGCACGAAAAGCUAUUGAAUGCAACGUGUGCGUGGAAAUCCGAGCUGCUGCGGCCACCGUCGGCGCCGCGCAUCCGCAUCCAAACCAUGUCAAAAGAGCGCGUCGUCGGCGUCCUCGCUAUCUACUACAUCGUCACGGUCGUCCUCGUCUUCACGAUCGUCCUGGACCGCACCUCGAGCACGUUUGCGACGCCGCCCGUGACGGCUACCUCGUCCGCGCUGCUCGAAGUGUCGCCGACGACGGAGACGAUUAGUCUCGACGUCAUGUCAGGCUCGUUGGCCUACCUCGAUGCGAUCCUUAUGAAUGCCACGACGGGUCUUGGCAACAUAACCAUAUUUGCCUUCCCCGACACGCCGUCGCAGACCCAAGUGAUUCCGUUCGAGAGUCUCAUCUGGUCGCCCAGCAGCAGCCAGUCGAUUGCGUCGUCGCCCUUUCCGAUCGCAUACCGCGUCUUGUACCGGCUCAAGGUGGACCUGUACAGCAGCGUGUACAUCAACGUCUCGAUGAACGAUACAGCUCCCUUCACCGUCCACGCUCGGACGGGGUACACGGCGCUGUACAUGAUGACGAUCGUGAGCUCGCUCGUGACGGUCAUCAACAUCUCGUGUGGAAUCUACUUUCGCAUGCGCAUUCGAGCGGUUGCGAUCCCGGGUCAGACGCUGCCGCAAUGGGACUGGGUCCAGCUGCAUCUUUUGGCACUCUUGCUCUGGAGCUGUGUCCCAUACGAAGUCGCAGUCUACAAGGCCGUCACAGACGGCUUGACCGUCGACGAGACCUUUCGUCAGAUCGCAUUUUGGGUGCGGCUUCUCGGCAAGAACGGGUGUCGGCUCGCGGUGCUGCUCUUCUGCGACGGCAUGGCGACCACCAACCCAAGUCGCACGGUGAGAUUCUACACCAAAAAGGUAAUUGCGGUCGCGGCCCUCACGGUUGUCCAAGGCGCCAGUCAAAUCGCGUCGUCGCCCUCGUUCAUCAUCGCGCUCUUGUACUUGAACACGUGGCUCGAAUUUUUCGUGCAGUGUGUCAUGGUGCUCUGGCUCGCAUACCGCCGAGGGGAGCGCGUGCGUCGCCAGCCGUACCGCAGCGCAACGUUCGAGUACACGACGUACGGCGUCAUCUCGAUCUUGGUCAUUCAGUUUGCGAUCGCGUCGGCCUAUAGUCUUAUUCGCCGCUUGGCGGUUGUCGGCGCGUCGAGUCCGACCGAUUCGAGCACGUCCGUGCCCAACGCACAGCAAGCGCUUACGCUCGCGGGCCUCAUUCGCGAUCAAAUGUUUGCGUGGAUCGUUCUCAUCUGCUACCUCCCAUUGCCGCCAGCGUCGAGCGUUCUGGACGAAACCUCGACGGCGUACUCCCUCACCGAGGCGUCGUCGCCGUCGCCGUUCGUCUUUUGCCUCGAGACAGCGGUGACGAUGCUCAACCUCUCGGUGGCUAGUUACUACACCUCGCACUUGCACCGCCGCCACUCGCCUUCUUCCUGUGGGCACCUCGGCAAAGACAUUCCGGACCUCGACGUCCUCGACUGUACGCUCCUCGCCGCCUUUCACGACGCCCCGACCGACACCAACGGCAUGCUUGUCUACGAAGAGCGCAAGCAGCGCUACGUGCUCGCGUUCCGGGGCACUGGUAGCAUCAAGAACGCCGCGACGGACCUCAAGUCGCGCCAGAUUCGGCUGCCCGGCACGGUCUACGCAUCGGAGAAGAUCCGAAAACGCACCAAGGGUAAAGGCACCCGGCACUUUGUGCAAGUGCACUCGGGCUUUUACCACGCGUACGUGACGCUGGAGCGGUAUCUGCACGCGGCGAUUGGCAAGAUUCCGGACGAGAGCGUCGUCGUCUGCACGGGCCACAGCCUCGGCGGCGCCCUUGCCACGAUCGCUGCCAUGGACUUGGCGCUCAAACGCCCUUCGCUGCGCCUUGCUGUGUACAACUAUGGCAGUCCCCGCGUCGGCAACCACGCAUUCCAGGAGCUCUUCAACGCGACGAUGCCAGCGUUCCGCGUCAUCAACAACGGCGACAUGGUCACGCAGUUCCCCAAGCGAGAUUAUACCAACGUCGAUCGCGACGGCGUCUGCGUCUACAAGCACGUGGGUGUUGAAAUCACGCUGCUCUGCGGCGACGACGCGGUGCGAGGCAUCAUCGUCCGACCAACUGUCGUCGACCGGCUCGUUGUCUUGGCGCACCGCACCAGCCUCGCGAGCCAUAGCCUCGAAAACUAUCGCAACAGCUUCCGAUCGCUCAUGGUCCCUGGCACAGAUCGCCUCAGCGCCACCCUCUCGAGCUGCAAUUCGUCGCGCAGAGCAACCUUUGAGAGCGCGGUCAGCUACAACUCGUCGCGCAGAGCAACCUUAGAGGGCGGCAAAUCGUCGCGCAGAGCAAGCAUCCAGAGCGUGGUCAAUGUCAGGGACCAAGACGAAGAGAAACAGCGCAAGAAAAUGACGGCAAUGCACGACAUCCACCUCGAGCUCUUGAUAAAUGCGACGGAAGAUGCGACCGCUGUGGACCCCAGCGCUGCACACACGACGACUGCUGCCAACACGACCAGAUGCUGGGAAAUAUGAGUUCUUGUAUUCGCGCCAGAGAGCGUGACUCGACCUCACAAGGUCGCUGCCACAAAGAUCCUGCCGUCAAGUCCUACAUGGCGGGCG
Saprolegnia parasitica CBS 223.65 is the source of this 2793-nucleotide messenger RNA. RefSeq lists its product as hypothetical. The record is from RefSeq and is a predicted model, not a curated record. The transcript is spliced from 3 exons. Gene Ontology annotation, biological process: lipid metabolic process. Lineage: Eukaryota; Oomycota; Saprolegniomycetes; Saprolegniales; Saprolegniaceae. Bases 34 to 2706 code for a protein of 890 amino acids.